AUGAACUUCUCCUCCAACGAUCUCAGUGCCUUGCUCAACCGUUCGUUCGGCAAAGCGUCAUCGAAGAUGCCUUGUUUGCCCAGCGCUGACAACUUCAUACAGGCUCGGCUGAGCUUAUCAAUGGAUGAUCGAAUCCUCCGGGAUCGAGGAUUGGAUUCAAGGAAGCACUUCGAUACAAUGUCGUCGAGGAAAGCACGAUGCGCCCGGACGAUGCCGUCGAAUUCGGUCGUCGAAAGCGACACCUUCUUAACCAUCUCUGCAUAUCUAACGCUUAUGACGUCUAUCGUGAAGUACUGGAUCACGGUGGACAGCCAAGCAGCCAUCCGAGCCCUCACAGCAAGGAU
Messenger RNA from Perkinsus marinus ATCC 50983, 344 nucleotides. RefSeq lists its product as hypothetical. The transcript has a single exon. NCBI's taxonomy places the organism in Eukaryota, Perkinsozoa, Perkinsida, Perkinsidae. The record is from RefSeq and is a predicted model, not a curated record. The annotation marks the transcript as partial.